AAAAGCCUAAGCCUAGAGAGCAAACCAGGCUGGCAGCCAUUUCCGCCCUCAGUAGUGGUCUCUUGAGCCCACAAUUGCAUAAGUGACGCCCGCGCGACGACCCACACCAGCUCUCCUACUUCUCAAGCAAUAUGAAACUACUCCUCCUCGCCACCGCUGCUCUCAGCACCUAUGCGCUGCGCGCGCCGACGAGAAUGUCGGUCGCGGUCUUCGGUGCGACGGGCUUGACCGGCCGAGAGUGCACGCAUCAAUUGCUGGAGCGCGGCGUCCCCGUGCGCGCGCUCUGCCGCGACCCGGCGAAGCUCCUCACGCCGCUCGGCUCGACGGGCAAGGAGGACCUCGUCGAGAACGACCAACUCUACAAGUACAAAGGCAGCGUCACGAACGCGGCCGACGUGGAGAAAGUGUUUGAGGGAGGUGAUGUCGAGGGUGUGAUCAUCUCGCUCGGCGGCAAGACGAAGGACGUCGGUCCUACCAUGUUAACGGACGGCACGGCCACCGUCAUCGCCGCGAUGAAGAAGUACGACGUCAAGCGCGUCGCCGUCGUCACGUCCAUCGGCGCCGGAGAUUCUAAAGAUCAGGCGCCCUUCAUGUUCAAAAUGCUCAUGAUGACGGUCAUGUCGUCCAUCUUCACCGACAAGAACAACCAGGAGGCGCUCUUCACGGACGGCGGCGUCGGCCGGGACCUGGAAUGGUGCAUCGUGCGGCCCGGCGGGCUCACGGUCGAGAAGCCGACGGGCGUCAUCAAUGUCAUCGAGGGCGAGGCCGGCUCCAUUGCGCGCGCGGACGUCGCGGACUUUUGUAUUGGCGCGAUCCUCGAGAAGGACUUCCCGUACAUCCAAAAGACGCCGUGCAUCUCGAGCGUCGGCGGGACGUCGUGGGUCAAGGACCGUAGCGCGGCGGCGAGAGAGGGCAUGACUGCCUAGAAGGGUCAUUUGUGUGCGCUAGAUAUAGAUAACACAUAUCUGCGAAUUAAA
Pelagomonas calceolata is the source of this 977-nucleotide messenger RNA. NCBI's taxonomy places the organism in Eukaryota, Pelagophyceae, Pelagomonadales, Pelagomonadaceae. The record is from the annotation of a GenBank genome assembly.